Cyprinodon variegatus (sheepshead minnow) is the source of this 1900-nucleotide messenger RNA. It is a transcript of the gene rnf11a, whose product is annotated as RING finger protein 11-like. The coding region runs from base 247 to 690 and encodes 147 amino acids. NCBI's taxonomy places the organism in Eukaryota, Metazoa, Chordata, Actinopteri, Cyprinodontiformes, Cyprinodontidae. The transcript is spliced from 3 exons. The record is from RefSeq and is a predicted model, not a curated record.
CUGUUGUAAACACAGCAAACAGCUGGACCCAGCAGCGGCUCCUAGUCAGGUUUUAGUCGGCAGUUGUAUCACCUGCUGGAAUCAGAACCACCGUAUUAAUACACAUUUAGCGGUGAUUUGUCUGAACUGGUGUAUCCUUCCGCUAAUAGCUAAGCUAAGCCCUGUUCUCUCUGAAGCCACCUGUGGUCCUCUGCUGUGUGAGUGAACAGAAAGCCUUGCCUUCUCUCUCAUGGUGCUUUCUGGUCCAUGGGGAACUGCCUAUUUUCACAAGGUGGGGAUGACGUUUCGCUGCUGAACGAGUCGGAGGGGGGCAGUCUGCCUGGAGAGACCCCGCCGCCCUACCAGCAGCACACCCCACCAGUGCCGGUCUUCCACCCCACACCAGGGGAGAGUCGCCUGGCCAGCCAGCUCACCGAGGAGGAGCAGAUCCGCAUCGCUCAGCGUAUCGGACUCAUCCACCACCUUCCCAAAGGUAUCUUCGACCCGGGUUCUGACCCCUCGGAGAAGAAAGUGAAAGAGUGUGUGAUCUGCAUGAUGGAGUUUGAAUAUGGUGAUCCCAUCCGGUUCUUGCCUUGUCUGCACAUCUACCACCUGGACUGCAUCGACCCGUGGCUCAUGCGUUCCUUCACCUGCCCCUCCUGCAUGGAGCCCGUAGAUGCAGCCCUGCUCAGUACUUACGAAACCAACUGAGCACAAGAGGUGUCAGCAACAGGCAGCCUGGAAGGUGCGGCCCUGAGGCAGAUAUAUGUAAGGUCUUUGGGGAUGAAGACCUGUGUCAAGAACUGCUGCUUUACAUAGUGCAUUAUAAAGAUUUAAUCCACGCCUGUUUGUGUCGGAGAGAAAAAUGCGCCAAACCUUUUCACAGGAGCAAAUGCUGUGUAAGGAGUGGAAAAAAAAAAGACAAAAUGUGAUGAUUUUUAAAGCAAUUAGUUGAGUUUUGUUCCUCAUUGAUGCUGUAAUGUCCGUUAUUUCAGCCUGGGAGGUUUAUUAGUCAUUUCAGUUAUUGUUUGUUGAGUUUCCGAUGAAAACUCGAAGUGAAAAGGUGAUCUGAAGAAAGACCUUCACAAAAGUUUCCUUAAACAGAAUAGAUUCCAGUGCUUAUUGCUUUCUGAAUGUUAUACGUUCAGCUAUUAACCACAUUCAAGGAUUGCUGUUCUUUUAUUUUUUGAUGCAUUAGUUGUGUUUUUGAGACAAGCUUUUCCCCUACAGCUUUUUUUUUAUUCCGGAUAACAUCCUUUCUAAUUGUUUUUUUUUUUUAGAGUCAUUAUGAGAAACUCGGCCUCCUGUUUGGUCCCUCUUAAAGCACACUGAGCGCCUCACCUUAAAUAUCGCAGCUCUUACAUCCCAAACAGUAUUGUGUUUUUAUUUGUUUCUAAGCUUUUUUUUUUGAGUAACGGUUGUGUCCAGGCUUUGUGACUUCCUGUCUCUUUGUUUACCUUUUGUUGUUUUGAACUGCUGUUAGUAAUUUACUAAAUGUCUGAGACUGAUACCCUAAAAACGCCCCCAGCUUUCAAUGUCCGACAUGUCAUGUGAGGUUGACUCUGCUUUGCUAAGAAAAACCGGUGAAGCUGCAGCAGAGGGAAGGGGUGUAAACUGAAUGUAAAGCCAGAUUACAAACAUUAAUGGAUGCUAAUAUUAGGACAUUUCUGAUUUACUGUGCACUCGCUGUGCCUUCUGUUGAAAGAUGAUGUAAGCCAAGUUCUGUGAAGUACAAUCAUUUAUGCCUUUUCCUUUGUCGUUCUUUAGUUCUCCUCUAGGAGGAGACAUAUACCAGCACAAUGUGUCACAGGUCUGUUUAAGGAAGCUGGAAAUGUAAUCUGGCUGCUGUGAGUGUUUCUAAUUUAUAAUGUAUGCAAAAAGUCUACAAAGUUAAGAAAACUAAUAAAAUGCAAAUUAAAUA